This is a messenger RNA of Penicillium longicatenatum, 1551 nucleotides long. Its product is annotated as aspartate kinase. Bases 1 to 1551 code for a protein of 516 amino acids. Gene Ontology annotation, molecular function: aspartate kinase activity. The transcript has 4 exons. The record is from RefSeq and is a predicted model, not a curated record. Lineage: Eukaryota; Fungi; Ascomycota; Eurotiomycetes; Eurotiales; Aspergillaceae.
AUGGCUUCCCUAAAUUCAGAUCUUCCGCCUCCUAAGGCUUUGCAUAGUAACUGGGUGGUGCAGAAAUUCGGUGGUACCAGUGUCGGCAAAUUUGCGCUCAACAUUAUCGAGCAAGUUGUUCUACCUAGUCUCGCCGAAAACCGAGUUGCUGUGGUCUGUUCCGCUAGAAGCAGUUCGACCAAAGCCGAAGGCACUACCAACCGAUUACUACGGGCCGCACGAGACGCCGAGAACUCCCAGUCCCGGCAAUAUGAAUCAUUCGUCGAGGCUGUUCGCUUAGAGCACGUGCAAGUGGCCCAGGAGCAGUUGAAAUCGGUGGAUCUCAAAGAACAAGUGAUAGUAGAUCUGAAUGGAGAAUGUGAGCGGGUCCUCAAGGUUCUCGAGGCGGCACAGACACUGGGCGAGAUCAGUGCUCGCUGCGUGGACAAGGUCAUGAGCACUGGCGAGAAACUUAGCUGUCGGUUGAUGGCCGCGUUUCUGCAGGACCGUGGGGUCGACUCACAGUAUGUGGAUCUGUCCGAUGUGAUUGAUUUCCCCAUUGGCAGCCAUGGUCUGGACCAAGACUUUUAUAACAGCCUAGCCGCGAACCUGGGCAAAAAGAUCGAGGCAUGUGAACAUCGAGUCCCCGUGCUGACCGGGUACUUUGGUACCAUCCCCGGAGGCCUGCUGGAUCAGGUAGGCCGUGGUUACACGGAUUUGUGUGCUGCCCUUGUGGCCGUGGGAACGCACGCCAGGGAGCUCCAGGUCUGGAAGGAAGUGGACGGUAUCUUCACAGCGGACCCUCGCAAAGUACCUACAGCCCGACUCCUCCCAGCCAUUACUCCCGCUGAAGCAGCCGAGUUGACUUUCUAUGGAUCCGAAGUUAUUCACCCCUUCACCAUGGAGCAAGUCAUUCGGGCCAAGAUUCCCAUCCGCAUCAAGAAUGUGAUGAACCCUAAGAAUCGUGGCACCGUUAUCUACCCUGACACCGCCGCGGAGCUGGAUCGACACACUCCGGGCCAUGACCCGCGCUUAUUCCGGACUCGAAGCCACAGUCUGGUGCAGACACCGAAGCGGCCGACUGCGGUGACCAUUAAGCACAAGAUCCUGGUGAUCAAUGUGCACUCGAACAAGCGGUCUCUGUCGCAUGGUUUCUUCGCGGGUAUCUUCUCCGUGUUGGAUAAGUGGCGCCUGUCAAUUGACCUGAUCUCCACCAGCGAGGUCCACGUGUCCAUGGCGCUCCAUUCGGAGAUGCCCCUGUUGAAUGGAAACGGACGGGAUGAUUACCAGGUCAUCGACGAUGAUCUCAAGGGAGCCCUGAAUGAUUUGAGUAAAUAUGGUAUGGUGGACAUCAUUCCCGAGAUGGCCAUUCUCAGCUUGGUCGGCAAACAGAUGAAGAAUAUGAUCGGAGUGGCCGGGCGUAUGUUCACUACGCUGGGCGAGAACAAUGUGAAUAUCGAAAUGAUCUCGCAAGGCGCAAGUGAAAUCAACAUCUCGUGUGUCAUCGAGGAACGCGAUGCCGACCGUGCCCUCAACAUCAUCCACACCAGCAUGUUCACUUUCCUGGAAUAG